AUGACCCUCCCCACUAGCCCAUACUCGUUCUCUUUGCUCCUCCUAGUUCUCAUUCUCUCUUCCGCUUUCUUCCUCACAACAGCUUCUGAAUCUAAAGCUGAAGAUGAAUAUUCCUACACUGAGGGAAGUAGUACAGGACCAGAGAAUUGGGGAAAUAUCAACCCAAAAUGGAAAGUUUGCGGGGAUGGAAAAUCUCAAUCUCCCAUUGAUUUCUCAGACGAAAAGGUUCAGGAAUCUCUUAAUCUGGGUGAACUUCAGAAAGAAUACAAACCAGCUCAUGCUGUCCUAAAAAAUAGGGGUCAUGACAUCAUGAUCCAAUGGGAGGGGGAUGCAGGUGAGCUUAACAUAAAUGGAACUUCCUACAAACUGUCGCAAAUUCAUUGGCAUACACCUUCAGAGCACACGCUCCAUGGAUCAAAGUUUGACUUGGAACUGCAUGCAGUCCAUCAAAACUCUAAAGGAGAGAUAGCUGUUAUUGGAGUAUGGUAUCAAAUUGGUCAGGCAGAUCCAUUGCUUUCAAAGCUGCUAAAGUACAUAAAAUCAAUUGGCGAUGAUGACAUAGACUUGGGAGAAGUUAACCCCGCAGACAUCAAUUUUGGUAGAAAGUAUUACAGAUAUGUUGGUUCUCUUACAACUCCACCAUGCACUGAAGGUGUCAUUUGGACAGUAAUGAACAAGGUGAGCACAGUCUCAAAAGAGCAGCACAGUGCUUUAAUAGCAGCUGUUCAUCAUGGAUUUGAGAAAAAUGCAAGGCCAACGCAGGAGCUUAAUGGAAGACAAGUUUGGUUUUAUAAUCCGAAGGAGCCUCAAGAAGAGUCUACCUAA
Molecule: messenger RNA, 825 nt
Organism: Gastrolobium bilobum
Lineage: Eukaryota; Viridiplantae; Streptophyta; Magnoliopsida; Fabales; Fabaceae
Product: alpha carbonic anhydrase 4-like
Exons: 7
Coding region: 1-825 (274 amino acids)
Molecular function (GO): zinc ion binding; carbonate dehydratase activity
Source: RefSeq, a predicted model, not a curated record